Messenger RNA from Meloidogyne enterolobii, 261 nucleotides. The record is from the annotation of a GenBank genome assembly. NCBI's taxonomy places the organism in Eukaryota, Metazoa, Nematoda, Chromadorea, Rhabditida, Meloidogynidae.
GCAUAAAUUUCAUAAACUAUUACUCGUUCCCAAUACUUUCGAAAAUGACUUGCCCUUACCUUUCUGGUCGUACUAUGAUAAAUAUACACGAGGACGAAGUUAAAGCUGAGAUUAAUCAAAUUAAUGAUGAAUCGUCUAGGCAGAGUGAGCAACUACCAUCAAUCUCGAGCAGUGUUAGCGAUGGGGUUUACAAAGCAGCGAUCUUUACAGAUCAAAUUUCGUACAAUGGCUAUUUGCAGGUUAAGCAAAAUAGACAAUAAA